Molecule: messenger RNA, 1548 nt
Organism: Zeugodacus cucurbitae (melon fly)
Lineage: Eukaryota; Metazoa; Arthropoda; Insecta; Diptera; Tephritidae
Gene: nSMase
Product: putative neutral sphingomyelinase
Exons: 5
Coding region: 112-1365 (417 amino acids)
Cellular component (GO): cytoplasm
Molecular function (GO): sphingomyelin phosphodiesterase activity
Source: RefSeq, a predicted model, not a curated record
CACUACAAAAUUUAUAUUCCGAUUAUUUUAUUGCGACUAAUCCAUUAUUGUCAUCACUAUCAUAAACAGAAAUAUUGUUACAUAUUCAUAUGUAUAUUAUUUUGUUUAAAUAUGUUGCUAAAUUUAAGUAUUUUGACAUUAAAUGUUUGGGGAAUUCCGUUUCCUUUUAUUUCCAAGGACCGUGAGGCACGUAUAGCAGCAAUUGGAUUAGAACUUAGUUCUGGCAAAUAUGAUAUAGUUUCACUACAAGAAGUUUGGUCUCGUAAAGAUUGUGAAACACUUAAAAAUGCUACCGAGUCAGUAUUGCCGUAUGCUCACUAUUUCUACAGUGGUGUUAUUGGUUCCGGUCUACUGGUAUUGUCUAAAUACCCUAUUCUAAGCUCUUUCUUUCAUCCGUGGAGUGUUAAUGGUUACUUUCACCGUAUUCAACAUGCAGAUUGGUUUGGAGGCAAAGGCGUUGGUUUAUGUAGAAUCCUUGUCGAUAAGCAUGUGGUCCAUCUAUACAAUACUCAUCUUCAUGCGGAAUAUAACAACAACAACGAUGAUUACAAAACUCAUCGUGUAAUACAGGCAUUUGAUACUGCACAGUUCAUACGUGCAACAAGGGGUGAUUCUGUUUUACAAGUUCUUGCUGGGGAUUUAAAUGCUCAACCUCAUGACUUAACAUACAAGGUUCUCUUGUACACAUCAAAAAUGAAAGAUUGUUGCAAUUCUAAGAAUAUUGUAACAAAUGAGUAUCAAAAAAAUUCGUAUACCUCAAAUAAUGGAGCCAAUGCGUCACCUGGAAUUCAUAUAGAUCAUAUAUUUGCUAGAAGUUCUGAAAAUAUUGCUCUAUCCAUUAUUGACUAUGGCCUGCCAUUGACCGAAACAGUACCUGGUCAAAAUUUCAGUUAUUCCGACCACGAAGCUGUAUUAGCAAAGCUUCAUUUAAGAGACGCUGCACAUAAUAUUGGUGAAGGUGCAUGUGCUGCUGUUACUUCUAUAAAUAAUGACAAUUUUAUUAGCGAAGAAGCGCCGUUUAAAACUGAGGGAUGUUUUAUAUCGAGACGUGUUGCUGCGUUGCAUGAAUCGAUCUCAUUAUGCGAAACCUCGUUAGAGCAAUUGAAUGUAGACCGGAUAUUUUACUAUAGUGUCGCCGUUAUACUUGCGUUUAUUUUAGUAAUUUUCUUGGAGUACCCAGCUCCAUUAGGAUUUAAAACAGUGUACAUUAUAUUGAAACUUUUGAUAUCAGGUAGUUUACUAUUUUGUAUUUUCAUGGGAUCUGUAUGGAAUUACAUGGAAUUGAAUGGUAUAUUGUCUGGAAAGGUAGGCAUGGAGUUAAUGUUGCGGUCCAUUGAAGUAUUCGAAAACGUACCAAAGCAAUGAAAGUAUUUUGUUUGUAGGAGUCAAUAUUUUAUUGUAUAAAACUAUAUUUUGAAGAAGUUUAUUCCAACUAUAUAAAUAAGCUCAAAAUGCAUUUAAUAUUAAAUUACUGUUAGUAGUUUGAUUUUCAUAGUGUAAACAUAUGUAUAUAUACAUAAGUGUAAUAAAUAAAAUAUGUGUAUACAU